CCGCCGCGCCGCCGGGCUGCAGCUCCUUCCUUCCCCGGGCGCCCGCGGCGAUGUUCAACCGCGCCGUGAGCCGGCUGAGCAGGAAGCGGCCGCCGUCAGACAUCCGCGACAGCGAUGGUAGUUCGAGCAGCAGUCCCCAGAGCGUCAAGAGCACCACCAAGUGGGCGGCCUCCCUGGAGAGUCUUCUGGAAGACCCCGAAGGCGUGAAGAGAUUUCGGGAAUUUUUGAAAAAGGAAUUCAGUGAAGAAAACGUUUUAUUUUGGCUAGCAUGUGAGGACUUUAAGAAAAUGCAAGAUAAGAAGCAGAUGCAGGAAAAGGCCCAGGAGAUCUACAUGACCUUCCUGUCCAAUAAGGCUUCAUCCCAAGUCAAUGUGGAGGGGCAGUCUCGGCUCAGUGAGAAGAUCCUAGAAGAACCACACCCUCUGAUGUUCCAAAAACUCCAGGACCAGAUUUUCAAUCUUAUGAAGUAUGACAGUUACAGCCGCUUCUUGAAGUCUGACUUGUUCUUGAAACACAAGCGAACUGAGGAAGAGGAGGAGGACCCGCCCGAAGCCCAGACGGCAGCUAAGCGAGCUUCCAGAAUUUAUAACACAUGAUCUCCCAAGAACUACGACUGCCGCCUUCGGUCUCACGGAGCAGAGGGGUGGACUGUCAGGACUGUGAGGGGUUGUCAUUGCUCGGUCACGUGCAAGGACUGGGGCGUGCAAGACCUUUCCAUGGGAUAUGUGUAUUUUAUUAACUGCUUGACCAGUCAGUUUUGCAUGAUGGCUAAUCUUACAUAAAAAAAAAAAAAGUAGCUUUGAAGUUUUGGUUCACAAAACAAAUGAGAUCCCUUCAACACUGGACACUUAGAGCAGCUCAAGCUUGAUUAAACUUCACGUGAGGCCACGAGGUGAAACAUGCAGCCACCA
Molecule: messenger RNA, 911 nt
Organism: Jaculus jaculus (lesser Egyptian jerboa)
Lineage: Eukaryota; Metazoa; Chordata; Mammalia; Rodentia; Dipodidae
Gene: Rgs10
Product: regulator of G protein signaling 10
Exons: 5
Coding region: 51-596 (181 amino acids)
Biological process (GO): regulation of G protein-coupled receptor signaling pathway
Molecular function (GO): G-protein alpha-subunit binding; GTPase activator activity
Source: RefSeq, a predicted model, not a curated record